Messenger RNA from Giardia duodenalis, 2922 nucleotides. RefSeq lists its product as uncharacterized. Lineage: Eukaryota; Fornicata; Diplomonadida; Hexamitidae. Bases 1 to 2922 code for a protein of 973 amino acids. The record is from RefSeq and is a predicted model, not a curated record. The transcript has a single exon.
AUGUCUACGGUUGAGGAUGUGGUCUCAACGAUAUUGUCUGACCGUAGUCAAGGAGCCCACGGUGGAGCGCCUUCUUGCCAUAUGUCCCUGGCUCCGGCAACGAAACCAAUUGCGAGAACCAUGACCUCCUUGAUUCGAGGGAAGAGCACAGGAGUUGUUGGCUCGCCCCUCCGUGUGUACUGUAUCCCUCCUCCUUCACGAACCCAUUGUAGGGUAGUACCUCAUCGUGCUAAAAGCGCUGCUUGCUCUGUACAAAGACAGUGUUCACCCGGCACCUUUUACCCCCCUGUUCACCAGCAGAAGCGGCCUGAGCAGGAGUCUUUUGAUGAGGUAUCUCUCCUUUUAGAUGAUCAAUCUGUUAGUAGUUCGAGGGACAAUUUGUGCACACACAGUGAUGAUUCUCUAGAUAUCCCCAUUAGAGAGACCGCCAGGGACUUAAGCGAGAAGCAGGAAGAUGCACAAAGUUGUAGAUGCUCUCAGAUAGAUGUCUCGAGCCGGACCCCGUGGACUACCUCCUGCACAGUUCGUGACUUUGGUAUUCGGGAGUACUCUAGAAGGAGAGUCGUAAACGACGGUAUCAACCAGUUUGUCGACAAUCCAUCUAAUACAACUGCUGACCCAACCAAUGCAUGUAAGGGCCAGCUUCUGAGUCCACUGAGAACUAUUUUAUUAAAGCGUUCCAAAGCUACUGCGAUGCCUGGUAUAAUUUACGAACACAUACCUCGCAGCGUAUCGGCAGUACAGAUAAAUAAUACACCAUCAUCGGAAUUUUCACAGCAACGUCUUCUUGUAAGCCAACCUGAUUCCAAUGGUCGCAUUCCUCUCACUCUUGUCACAGACAUACCACCUAUUGACCCAAAGCAAACGUCUACUGAAUACAGGAAGAGCACCGACCCAAAGCUGUCUCCGUCGCAUCAUCAAUCGGUCAAAUCUUCUUUAGAUAAGUCUAUGAGUAUGGCCACUCUAUUCACUUCUUUACCGGAUAUGAGUUAUUCACUCAGCAACCUUACACAACAGGAGAGAGUCACGCGGAUAUUUGGCCCGCAGACAAUCAGUAAGGGUCGAACUCGCGCCAUAAGGGAUAUCAUAAUGUCUGGCUCGCAGCCUGCUCUACCCUACUCCUCAUCUCCUACUCACCCUAGUGAUUUUUCACUGGCUACUGAGGUAGGACCGCCUGCACCUCCAGAUGGCCCCCCUUCUUUGAGCUCUUCUCACCGAAAAAGACUUACUUACUCACUAUCGAAUACUGCACAACAGCGAAGCCAAGUAUUAAACUACACGCAUUUUGAGAGCAGAAGUAGAUCAUCUCCUUUGCAAGAUAAGGACUUUUCUGUGGAAAGUGUAUACAAAAUUCUUCAGCAAUAUAAGUCUCAGCAUAACCAGAACUUAGAAUCACCGUUUCAUGAUCUACACACGUCCAGCAAGUCACUCGAUAAGGUGGUUAGUCCCUUUGCAUUAUCUAAGCAGGCUACUCUAGCUAUCAGUGCUCCCCUGGAGCAGACUAUGCGGAGUCACGAAGUCAAUCUAUCUUCUUCCCCCCUCUCACAUAUAGACAUAUCUAUCGACUGCCCUGGACGGCUUUUACAGUGCCUUGAUCUUCUCUCUGAAGGGACCACCUCUCUGGCAGAGGACCCUAGUCUAAAGUCUUCCUCAUGUACAUGUACACACAGUAAGGAUGCAAUACCCUUUAUACAAGAAGCAACAAAUAAGGCGGGUCGGGAGGACAGUCAGCUUAGAAGCCUGGUCACCGCAAGAAGCUCUGUCAAGCAGCCACCUCGAGCUUACCAUAAGCGACGCACUCUUCUGCUGCCAUCUGAAACAAAUAGUGAUGAAUCUAGCUUUGAUUUGUUAGCAGGAGAUAACGCAAUCAUGCUUACCGACACGUCCGAUACAACUCAAGUGCUCCCUUCGUCAGACUGUCUAUCUGAUGCUCAAGUAGGCUAUGGAGUGUCUGCUGAGUUUCACAGUCCUGACAAAGAUCGCUUGCUACCACAAACACCGCGCAAUGAGACAGUGAAGCUUACUUUACUCGAGGUUGAACAGGAGCCCACUGAUAGAUUCAAUCAGACGACAAAUAACAAGAUAGUUGAUUCUCGCAUUGGCUCACUUGCUUUGCCAAACGCCUCCACAAUCUCCACUCCAAGUAGAUCUGCUGGCCCCAGUUGUGUUCGCUCUUCCAAGCAUUCCACUCCGAGUAUUCUUCCUCCGGUGGCAGCCCUGGAGAGCAUCAGGAAUUCUAACUACGCUCCCUAUGCAGCUACAGAUGCAGCUGCACACCUUAUGCGCGCCAGCACCACUGGUCACAUCUAUUUUCGAUCAUCUACCCCAACAGAACAGGACAAGGCUUCGUUUACUCAAUAUCUCAUGCACCCAGAGAGACACAGAAUGAGGUCAACGCUUGCCUCCAACAAGGGGGCCAGUGAUCCCGACCGUACCAGUACAUGGAGCUCCCGAGCCUCUGACACAAGCAUGUCUUAUGCAGAUUACAAGUCUUCUGCUAGAGGCACGCUUGCGGUACCUCGCCUUCCCAGAUAUCUUCGUUACAAUGAGUUUUAUCUGGAGCGCAUGGCCGAAUAUGGCCACGCACCGGUAGAUACAUCAGAUUUGGACUACCCGGGCUCCAGUCAUCAGCAGAGGUCAGGAAGUGAAAGCGAUGAGCACUCAUCUAUUGCAGAUCUGUCGUGGAAUACCCAGUACUAUCUGAUGAACCCUUCUUCACACAACAAGACGGUUGAAGAGAUUUAUAGACUUGCAUCUAAGCGGCCAAACAAUAUGCUCAAAAAGUUUCUUGAAGAAAAGCGCAUUAUGACUCGUCGAAGGGCGCGCUUUCGGUUUGAAGUUAUUUGCAUUGUGGCCAAGGUGCAAACACAAACGGCCCCUGACGGAGCAAUCAGCAAGCGAGUGAUUUUUGAUGUUUGCUAG